AUGACACCUCAGAUCAAUGUCGAUGUAUUGGUUAUUGGUGCUGGUCCCACGGGACUUGGUGCUGCCAAACGUCUUCAUCAGAUCAACGGGCCCUCGUGGCUAAUCGUGGACUCAAACGAAAAACCCGGCGGUCUUGCCUCCACCGACGUUACCCCCGAGGGAUUCUUGUAUGAUGUCGGCGGACAUGUCAUCUUCUCUCAUUACAAGUACUUUGACGACUGCCUAGACGAGGCUCUUCCGAAUAAGGAAGACUGGUACCACCAUCAACGCAUAUCUUAUGUGAGGUACAAGGGACUCUGGGUACCUUACCCGUUCCAAAAUAACAUCUCCAUGCUUCCCAAGGAAGAUCAAGUCCACUGUAUAGAUGCUCUUAUCGAUGCCGCAAUGGAAUGCCGGACAGCUACUACGAAACCCGCCAACUUUGACGAGUGGAUCUUGCGUAUGACGGGGAAGGGGAUCGCUGAUAUUUUUAUGCGCCCGUACAAUUGGAAGGUGUGGGCGGUGCCCACAACUAUGAUGCAAUGUGACUGGCUGGGCGAGCGUGUAGCUGCCCCGGAUGUCAAGUCUGUCGUCAGGAACGUUCUUCUGGGCAAAGUCGCAGGGGGCUGGGGACCGAACGCGACAUUCCGGUUCCCCGCUCGGAGCGGCACGGGUGGCAUCUGGAAUGCCGUUGCUGCAACCCUUCCAGAUGAGAUGAAACUCUUUGGGGAGGGAAGUACGGUAGUCAAGGUGGAUGCCGGAUUAAAGUUGGUGACUCUCAAAGAUGGGACGACAAUACAGUACAAGAGAUUGAUAUCAACGAUGGCAGUCGAUAACCUCGCCGGGGUAAUGGAGGACGGGGCGCUGGUGGCACUGACAGAGCAGCUAUUCUACUCGUCGACCCAUUUGUACUUCCCUGAAGACGAUUGUCCAUUUUAUCGCGCCACAAUCUUCUCCAACUACUCGCCAUACAAUCAGCCGUCUGCUGAUAUCGAGCUACCAACAAUGUUCCUAGCUAACGGCAGCAAACCAAGCUCUACCGACGCAAAGCCGGGGCCCUACUGGUCCAUCAUGCUCGAGGUCUCAGAGUCUUCGAUGAAGCCUGUUGACCACGAUACACUCCUGGAGAAAUCCAUUCAGGGCCUUCUCAACACUGAUGUGAUUCAGCCAGAGGAUGAGAUUGUAUCUACGUACCAUAGGAGAUUCGGCCAUGGAUACCCUACGCCGACCAUCGAAAGAGACGGCGUCCUCGACCAGUUACUUCCAAAGCUUCGGUCUAUGGACAUCUACUCUCGAGGCAGAUUUGGGAGUUGGAAAUAUGAGGUCGGAAACCAAGAUCACUCUUUCAUGCUCGGGGUGGAAGCGGUUGAUAACAUCGUCAGCGGUGGCAUCGAACUGACGCUUAACUACCCUAACGUCGUGAAUAAUCGCCGGAAUGGUGAGCGCCGUUUAAAUCAGGACAAUGAUAUAACACCGAGGCUUGGGGCCGGCAAUCGACUUAAUUAA
This is a messenger RNA of Scedosporium apiospermum, 1485 nucleotides long. RefSeq lists its product as uncharacterized. The transcript has 7 exons. NCBI's taxonomy places the organism in Eukaryota, Fungi, Ascomycota, Sordariomycetes, Microascales, Microascaceae. Bases 1 to 1485 code for a protein of 494 amino acids. The record is from RefSeq and is a predicted model, not a curated record.